AUGACAGCAUCGGAAACACAACCUUUGCUGCCGACUCACGGACCCGGCCCUCAUGUUUCUAUAAAAACAAGAAAGAAACGCGCCGGAACACCUUGCACUAGAUUUCUCAGCUAUAUCGUCGUUGGUGCUCUUUUCCUCUUUGUCUUUAAUCUCGUUUUCUUCCCGCGCACGUCACUACACCGUGAUUGGUUCCGCUUGCAUCAUGUUUAUAUGACUGACGCUGAUGUCGAAAGAAACCUUUUUGAAGCUGUAACUGAUGAUGAGUUGCGGUCACUGGCAAAGGAAUACACACGCGGCCCUCAUCUUGCAGGCAAGGGUCUUGACUUGGUCAACUAUACAAAGUCUAAAUUUGAAGAGUAUGGACUUGACACUGAAGUUACUCCAUACUAUACUUAUCUCAACUAUCCUCUCGAUCAUUCCUUAACUCUUCUUGACACUGACGGAUCUGUUGUAUAUCGCGCUUCUCUUGAAGAAGAUGUCCUCAAGGAGGACCCCACAACAGGUCUCAAGGACCGUAUUCCCACUUUCCAUGGUUACAGUGCUAAUGGAAAUGUGACUGCUAAGUUUGUUUACGCUAAUUAUGGUCGAAAGGAAGAUUUUGAUGCUUUAAAGGCAAUUGGUGUUGAUGUUGCUGGCAAGAUUGUUCUUGUUCGUUACAAUCAUCUUUUCCGUGGUCUUAAGGUUAAAUUUGCUCAAGAGCUUGGUGCUGUUGGUGUUGUUAUUUACUCUGAUCCUACUGGCGAUGCCGGAAUUGACUUUACCAAUGGAUUUGAAGCUUACCCUGAGGGACCCGCAAGAAACCCAUCUAGUGUUCAGCGUGGCUCUGUUAUGUUCUUAUCUUAUGCUCCUGGUGAUCCUACCACACCAGGGUAUCCCAGUACUAGUGAUGCAGUUAGACAAGAUCCUCACCAUGCCAUUCCAAGUAUUCCUUCUUUGCCCAUCUCUUACAAGGAUGCAUUGCCUUUGCUGAAAGCACUUAAUGGUCUUGGUCCUAACGCCACUGAACUUGGUAAUGAUUGGGACGGCAUUCUUAAAGAUGUCGAUUACAAUAUUGGUCCUUCCGAGCUUGAACUAAACCUUUACAACCUUCAAAAUUACACUACAACACCUAUUCAUAACGUCAUUGGUACUUUUGAGGGCAUUUUCCCUGAUGAAGUAAUUGUUGUUGGAAAUCACCGUGACGCAUGGAUUGCUGGUGGUGCUGGAGACCCUAACAGUGGUACUGCUGUUCUUGUUGCUUUUGCAAAGGCUCUUGGAAAGCUAAAGAAACUGGGCUGGAGACCCUCUCGUACCAUUAUUCUUGCAAGUUGGGAUGGUGAAGAGUACGCACUUCUCGGUUCUACUGAAUGGGGCGAAGACAAGGCUAAUUUCCUCGGCAGAAAGGCUUUAGCUUAUAUCAAUGUGGAUGUUGCUGUCUCAGGAACUAGAUUCGAGGCUGCUGCAUCUCCAUCACUCAAUCAGCUUUUGCGUGCUGUUACAGCUCGUGUACCUCACCCUCAAAGUGACGAUAAAUCACUUUAUAAGGUCUGGGAAGAAACUUCUGGUGCCCGUAUUGACACACUCGGAACUGGUAGUGAUUAUACUGUUUUCAUUGACCAUUUGGGUAUUCCUUCGAUUGAUUUUGGCUUUGGUCCUGGAAAAGAUGAUCCUAUCUACCAUUAUCACUCCAACUAUGAUAGUUUCCACUGGAUGGAUAAUUUUGUCAAUGACUCCUGGGCAUUCCACUCAGCUGCGACCAAGACAAUUGGGUUGCUUGCUAUCACACUCUCACAGCAAGCUGUUGUCGACCUCCAUUUUAAGGAUUAUAGCACUGUUCUCACAAACGGUUUAGAAGGAUUGGUCACCAAGUACGGCGAAUUGUUUAACUUGACAGCCUUAGAAAAUAAACCUUUUAUGAUUUCCAACUAUGGAGAUCGCGAUAACAGAAAUAGACAUGAACAAAACCAGGACAACCGUGAUCACGAUAGACGUGAUAAUAAUAAUAAUAAUAAUAAUAAUAAUAAUAAUAAUAAUAAUAAUAAUAAUAAUAAUAAUAAUAAUAAUAAUAAUAAUAAUAAUAAUAAUAAUAAUAAUAACCGCAACAAUCAUGAUAACCGUGAUAAUAACAAUAACAAUAAUCACAAUAACAACCGCAAUGAUAAUGAUAAUGACCGUCAUCACAACCACAGAAAUAAAACACCCAAGACGCCUAAGGAAGCUCUUAACCUUCUUCGUCAUGCACUAACCACUUUUGAUGAGAAGGCCAUUAAAGUCGAUGCAUACACUAAGUGGCUGCAAAAUGAAUACGACACCGACUAUCCUUGGUGGCGAUACUACAAGAAGUUCUCUCUGCUUAUCAAAAUCCAGCUCCAUAAUUGGAAGAUUGCCUACCUGGAACGCCUGUUUUUGCACCAGGAUGGUCUUGAUGGUAGAACUUGGUUUAAACAUAUUUUCUUUGCUCCUAAUCGCUAUCUGGGUUACGGUGGUGCAGUUUUCCCUGGCCUCUUAGAAUCUUUCCAGGAUAGCAAUCCAGAGAAUUUCAUUCGUUGGGCCGUUAUUAGUCGUGAUGCUCUUUACAGAGCUACGGAUGUGUUUAGAAGAUAUUAA
Messenger RNA from Magnusiomyces paraingens, 2586 nucleotides. RefSeq lists its product as uncharacterized. Bases 1 to 2586 code for a protein of 861 amino acids. Lineage: Eukaryota; Fungi; Ascomycota; Dipodascomycetes; Dipodascales; Dipodascaceae. Gene Ontology annotation, molecular function: carboxypeptidase activity. The record is from RefSeq and is a predicted model, not a curated record. The transcript has a single exon.